Molecule: messenger RNA, 2495 nt
Organism: Vitrella brassicaformis
Lineage: Eukaryota; Vitrellaceae
Source: the annotation of a GenBank genome assembly
CGACGCAAAGCUUGGUUUGAUGUGAUAGAGAGCAGGGAGAGCGCCUCUUUUCCUUUCUUUAAGUUUUCGAAUUGGAAUUCAAGAACGGACGGGCGAGAGAGAGAGAGAGAGAUGUAGUUUUUCGUCUCCUUCUGUCUCGCUCUCUCUCUGUCGCCCCGCCCACCCGCCUCCCUAUUCUCCGUCGCUUCCCUCAUCCAUCUUUUCCUCUUCUCUCUUGCCGACACUGAUCCGCCUUGCCUCGAGCCUCAGACUUGCUAUCGACCUGCUCUCUCUCUGAAGCCUUUCAGCUGCAUCAUGACUCGCCUCUCGGCUGCCGUGGUGUGCCUCAUCUUCCUGGUGUCGGCUGCCCUGGCCGACGAUGCUUCGCGCAACGGGCUCCGCUCCAUGCGCGGCAAGAACGGUGCUGCCAGUGAUCAAGGUACAUAGGAAUGAGACCAGAUGCCUGCACAUUACAGCCCAUCACAUCACUUGUCUGCCUGUCGUCUCUCUCUCCCUUUUUUUGUGCAGCUGCGGAUGAUCUUGUGUACGGCCUCAGGUGGACACACAGCAUCCCCGAGCUGGACAGCAUGCCUGAGGAGCCACCCCAGCAUCGCGCCCUGUGGCCCAAGAUCAGUGCACCCAAGAUCAGCCCGCCCAAGAUCAAAAGCCCCGAUCUCGGCAAUCUGGGUAAGGCAGCAGGCACGGCUGCUGGGGGGGCUGUUGGGACCAAGUAUGGAGGCCCUGUUGGAGGCGCAGCUGGCGCGGCCGCUGGGGGCCGAUUGGGAGAAAAGGCCGGAAACUGGGCGGAGGAGCGGCUUGGCGGCUCCUUUGGGUACAGACGUCUGAGUGACGACACGGCCGAUGCAGAGGUAGGAGGGAUGGGAGAGAGGCACUGGGCUUGCUUCAGCAGUUGUUCGCAUCGCACCCCAUCUCAUUGCUUGCUGUCUGUCUGUCUGUCUGUGAGUGCAGGAAGCCGCGGAUGAUCUUGUGUCCGGCCUCGAGGACAAGGACGCUGAGGAGCAUGAGGAGGAGCCACCCCAGCAUCGCGCUCUGUGGCCCAAGAUCAGUGCGCCCAAGAUCCCCGCGCCCAAGAUCCCCAGCCCCGAUCUCGGCAAUCUGGGUAAGGCAGCAGGCACGGCUGCUGGGGGGGCUGUUGGGACCAAGUAUGGAGGCCCUGUUGGAGGCGCAGCUGGCGCGGCCGCUGGGGGCCGAUUGGGAGAAAAGGCCGGAAACUGGGCGGAGGAGCGGCUUGGCGGCUCCUUUGGGUACAGACGUCUGAGUGACGACACGGCCGAUGCAGAGGUAGGAGGGAUGGGAGAGAGGCACUGGGCUUGCUUCAGCAGUUGUUCGCAUCGCACCCCAUCUCAUUGCUUGCUGUCUGUCUGUCUGUCUGUCUGUGAGUGCAGGAAGCCGCGGAUGAUCUUGUGUCCGGCCUCGAGGACAAGGACGCUGAGGAGCAUGAGGAGGAGCCACCCCAGCAUCGCGCCCUGCAGUUCAGCCUGCCCAAGAUCCCCAGCCCCGAUCUCGGCAAUCUGGGUAAGGCAGCAGGCACGGCUGCUGGGGGGGCUGUUGGGACCAAGUAUGGAGGCCCUGUUGGAGGCGCAGCUGGCGCGGCCGCUGGGGGCCGAUUGGGAGAAAAGGCCGGAAACUGGGCGGAGGAGCGGCUUGGCGGCUCCUUCGGGUACUAGACUGGUAGAUGAAUUGCGGACGCUUCCAUGGUGUUGUGGGGCCGGGAGGGAGGAGUGAGAGGCGUCCUCUUGGGUCAUGGGCCAUGUCAUGUAUGCCCUGUCUGUCUUUUCCCAUUCCCGUGUAUGUAUGUACCCCACUUAUGUGUGUGCGUGUAUGUGCGUGUAGACAGACAGGUAAGCAGGUAGAUCGGUUCGGCGCUGCCGUGCCAUUAGCGCACGGUACACAGAUGCAAUGGGCAAUGGGGUCGGCUGACUGGAUGCUAUCAUGAUGACACGAGGCUGGGGCUUCGUGAAUUUCAUGGUUACAUGGAUAUACAAGUGUACACUGGGCAGAUCGCUUCGGCCGUGAACAUGCACAGUGGUGUGUCACCCUUUUGCCUCGGGCCGUGUGUCUUUUCGCGCUCUCAUGUAUGAAUGUGUGUUUGUGUGCACGUGUAGAUAGGCAGGCAGGUCGGUACGAAGGGUAGUCGCUGCCGUGCCAGUAGCGUACGGUACACAGAUACAAUGCACUGGAUGGAUGGUGUGACGAUGAUGCACGAGGCUGGGGCUUCGUGGAUUGCGUGCUCACAUACGUGUGUUUGUACACUACGCGUUGCUCAAAUGAUUUGAGUUGGUUAUUUGUGGGAACCAUAGCGUGGGCGGCUGUGGUUUUCAUCUGACUGACUGUCGAUACGUGUACGUGAAUGUGUGAUGUGCCGUGUGGCCGAGUGGGCUGUGUGAGUGUCUGUGGGCCGAGUGCACGUACAACACUGAUGGGAUAAAUGGAUGGAUGAGAUUACGGUCGAGUGGAGUUCAUGCCGCACUUUUCGCCUUCUUCGCUAUUCGUCG